Pundamilia nyererei is the source of this 1609-nucleotide messenger RNA. RefSeq names its product histidine-rich glycoprotein-like. The record is from RefSeq and is a predicted model, not a curated record. Lineage: Eukaryota; Metazoa; Chordata; Actinopteri; Cichliformes; Cichlidae. The coding region runs from base 14 to 1522 and encodes 502 amino acids. Gene Ontology annotation, molecular function: cysteine-type endopeptidase inhibitor activity. The transcript has 7 exons. Gene Ontology annotation, biological process: negative regulation of endopeptidase activity. Gene Ontology annotation, cellular component: extracellular region.
CCAGGCCUUUACCAUGAAGACCUGCGUGCUGUUAUCGCUGCUGCUGGCGUUGGGUUGUGUGAUCAUCAAUGGUGCACCAGUGGAGCGUGGUGGCAUAGAACCAGGCUCAUGUGAAGAUGCUUCAACAAAAGCAGCUGCUGAACUGGCUCUUACCAAAAUCAACCAGAACAGAAAGGAGGGCUACAUCUUCAGUCUGCACCGCCUGUCCAACGCCCACAUAAAGAGACAUGGAGAGAAUGGUGUGGUCUUCUACCUGAAUCUGGAUGUUGUGGAGACCAACUGCAGCGUUCUCAGCAAGAGGGACUGGAAGAGCUGUGACAUUCGUAGUGGCAAUACGCAGGUAUAUGGACAGUGCAAAGCUGCUAUCUUCAUCAGUAAGGUACACAGAGUGGUUCGUCUCUACAAAUACAAGUGUGCUAUCAGACCAGUUCCUGCAGGUAGGGUGCAUCAGUCCUGUGGUGGCUGUCCAGGUUUAACUGACCAUAAUCACGAUAAAGUUCAGAAGGCUGUGACUCAGUCUCUGGAGAAGUUCAAUCAGCAGAGUGGGCUGGCCAAUCGUUUUGCUCUGCUCAAGAUCUCCCGUGCUACUUCACAGGUUGUUGCAGGUAGGAAGUACCAUGUGGAAUACAUCAUCCAGGAGACCACUUGCCCCCAGAGGGCAGGAGCAGAUGAACCUUGCCCCCCCAUGGAAUGCGAGUUUGCUCACAAGGGUUUCUGUAAGGCAUCCCUCUUCCACGCUCUCAAUGGCGAUGAGAAGAUUGAGGGAGCCUGUGAGAUCUAUGAGCCUGAGGCUGCUGAGAGAGAGAAGAAGCUACACCUGCUGGGCGGAGAGACUGACCACAGCCACAAUGACACACACUCACACAGCCACGACCAAGACCAAACACACGACCACGCAAACGAUCACACAAAGUGCAGCUCUCAUCAUGGCCACACCCACAACCACACUGAUGACCGUGAUCACCACCACACACAUGACCAUGCCACAGGCAGCGCUCACAGGCACGCUCAUGACCACUCCCAUGACCACGGUCUGAAUCACGAUCACGUGCACACUCAUCACGCCAAGGCACACAACCACAGCGGUGACUCUCCCAGUCACCACCACGACUAUAAGCAUGCUCUAGGUGUGCACACACAUGAACAUGACCACGAGCUGGCUCUGGACCAUGACCACAAGCACGGUCACCUGCAUGAACACGAGCACCACCACCACCACCACGAGCACGAACAUGAGAACACACCCCACGAUGAACCACAGGGAACAGUGAUAGUCCUGCCCGCCUUGGGCCAGCCUGUGACUCUGCCUUCCUUCCCGGAUGUCCCAGUUGGUGGCCCUGGAGUUGGAGUCACUCUCCCACUUAAACCCGACCCUCAAAUUCCUGGACAGAUGGAGCCCACCAUCGAGCCCUUCCCAAAAUCAGUCUCUGCCCAGUGCCCCACCACAGCGGGAAAGCAUAAAAAUGUGGAUGAACUCUUCACUAAAGACCUCGAAUUCAAGCCAGCUGCAGCCAGUUCAUAAAGCCUAUAAAACUGUUUUUAAAUACACACACAAAGGCUCAAGUGUAAUGAAAAGAAGGAAAACUAUUUGGCAUUGCAUUUUUCUACA